CAGGACAGCACUGAUGGCUUGGGCACCACCACCUCCAAUUUGUUCACCUGGCCUCCUGAAAACAAUUCAGUUUGCUGCCAGGCCCUGCAACGGUCAACUUUCUGGAUAAAGCUGGCCAGCCAUACCUUUGCCUGGCCUGGACUGGGCUUGAAGGACCAUCAGGAAAUUGUCCUAGGCCAGUUGGUGCUUCCGGAGCCCAAGGAGGCCAAGCCAGAAGAUCCUCCUCCACCUCCUGGGCAACACCCAUUAACAACGCUGGCCCUGGAGCCAGCACCACCACUGCUGGUGGACCUGGGGCCUGCUCUGGAGCCAGAGUCACCUGUAGCCAUGGAUGCACAAGGAUAUCUACAUUCAGCACCAGCACCAGCACCAGGGGAAGGGCCCCCUCCAGGAACCGUGCUGGAGCCACAGUCAGCCCCAGAGUCACCCUGUCCCUGUCCUGGGACUGUCAAGAACCAACACACUGAAGAGCUGCCUGACAUCACGACCUUCCCUCCCAGGCUGCUGGCAGAGCAGCUGACCCUGAUGGAUGCGGAGCUGUUCAAGAAGGUGGAGCUCUACGAAUGCUUGGGCUCCAUCUGGGGCCAACGACACCGGAAGGGGAGUGAGCACGUGGCACCCACAGUUUGUGCCACCAUUGCACACUUCAACAGGCUCACCAACUGUGUCACCACCUCCUGCCUCGGGGAUGACAGCAUGAGGGCCCAGGACAGGGCCAGGGUGGUGGAGCACUGGAUCAAGGUGGCCAGGGAGUGCCUAAGCCUUAACAACUUCUCCUCGGUGCACGCCAUCGUCUCUGCUCUGCUCAGCAACCCAAUACAUCGACUACACAAGACGUGGGCAGGAGUGUCCAGCAAAAGCACAAAAUAUCUAAAAGAACUCUGCAAAAAAGACACUGCAGUGAAGAGGGACCUGCUGAUCAAGGCGGGGAGCUUUAAGGUGGCCACCCAGGAGAGGAACCCCCAGAGAGCCCAGAUGAGGCUGCGGAGGCAGAAGAAGGGCGUGGUCCCCUUCCUGGGGGAUUUUCUGACUGAGUUACAAAGGUUGCAUUCGGCCAUCCCGGACGAUCUGGAUGGCAACACCAACAAGAGGAAGAAGGAGGUCCGUGUUCUGCAGGAAAUGCAGCUGCUCCAAGUGGCUGCCAUGAAUUACAGGCUUCGGCCUCUUGAGAAAUUUGUCACCUGUUUUUCAAGAAUGGAGCAGCUCAGUGACAAGGAGAGCUACAAGCUGUCCUGCCAGCUGGAACCCGAAUCCAG
Messenger RNA from Piliocolobus tephrosceles (Ugandan red Colobus), 1256 nucleotides. Its product is annotated as ral-GDS-related protein-like. NCBI's taxonomy places the organism in Eukaryota, Metazoa, Chordata, Mammalia, Primates, Cercopithecidae. The record is from RefSeq and is a predicted model, not a curated record. The transcript is spliced from 11 exons. Gene Ontology annotation, biological process: Ras protein signal transduction. Gene Ontology annotation, cellular component: plasma membrane. The annotation marks the transcript as partial. Gene Ontology annotation, molecular function: guanyl-nucleotide exchange factor activity.